Nymphaea colorata (pocket water lily) is the source of this 1311-nucleotide messenger RNA. RefSeq names its product nuclear transcription factor Y subunit A-7-like. The record is from RefSeq and is a predicted model, not a curated record. Gene Ontology annotation, molecular function: DNA-binding transcription factor activity, RNA polymerase II-specific; RNA polymerase II cis-regulatory region sequence-specific DNA binding. NCBI's taxonomy places the organism in Eukaryota, Viridiplantae, Streptophyta, Magnoliopsida, Nymphaeales, Nymphaeaceae. The coding region runs from base 328 to 909 and encodes 193 amino acids. The transcript has 7 exons. Gene Ontology annotation, biological process: regulation of transcription by RNA polymerase II. Gene Ontology annotation, cellular component: CCAAT-binding factor complex.
CCUCCCCGACAGAGCGACGAGAUCGAGCGGUCGACUCCUUCCCUCUCCGGAGAUCCAACGGUGGUGGUGCAUAUAGACGGACGACAUCAAUUGCGCGACGCGUGCAGCACCUUCCCUGAAUAGAGGUCUCCAUCACACUCUCGCUCUCUCCCGCUCUCUCUUUAUCUCUCUGAGUCCUGCUCAUAAGACACGGGAGCAGUCGUCAACACCCGAUGGAAAAAAGUGGGACGUUCUUUUUUUUGCCAAAUUAGGAAAGGUUUUGCAUGCUGGCUCCCUGAAUUUCCAUUCUAUUGUGUAGUUUGGAUCAAAAAGCAAGAUUGAGCUAUCAUGACAUCUUCAGUGCCUGAUUCACGUUCAGAGUGUGAUAGUGCUGGGACAGAUGAACAUCAAAAUCAGUCUCACAUGCCGAUGCAACCUCAAUCUCCUUCUACUGGCAUUUACAGUCAUGGCGUAGCAGGACCAUCUGUUGAAUACAUUGUCCCUCACACCCAUCCGGAUAUUGGUCACACCAUGGGUCAAGCUGUAUAUCCAUUCCCAGAUCCAUACUAUGGAAGUUAUGUUGCAGCUUAUGGUGCACAAGUUAUGAUCCAUCCACACAUGAUGGGAGUUCAUCAAGGAGGAUUACCUUUGCCAAGUGAUGCUGUUGAAGAACCAGUUUACGUUAAUGCAAAGCAGUAUCAUGGGAUCCUGAGGCGACGUCAAUCACGUGCAAAAGCUGAAUCUGAGAACAAAAUGAUCAAGUCCCGGAAGCCUUAUCUCCAUGAGUCGAGACAUUUGCAUGCUCUAAGAAGAGCUCGUGGAUGUGGAGGUCGGUUUCUUAAUUCCAAGACUGAAGCUCAUGAAAUUCAAGCAUCAGGAGGAGCCCCACCCUCUCAACCUAUUAGUACAUCCAACUCAGAUGACUCUUAAAAGUUGGGAAAGGAGCAAGCUUCAGUUGCACGGUUAUCCAUGUUAUGCGGCUUGUUGAUACAAGAUGUGCAGAAUGUUAGGUGAAUUCCAUGGGAAAUUUCUUAGACCGGUGGUUCCAAACCGUAGACCAGUCUGGGUUCAGUUCGAUACCAUAGUGAAGUCACUGGGAUUUGAUGUCAGCCCAGGUGUUCUUUUGAUAGGCAGUUUUAGUGCGCAAUGAAGUUCCAGUUGUCCGGGUUGUGAAAUAGAAUUUGUGUACUGCGUCCAUGGAAUGUUAUGAAUGUAAGAUAGGAAAAUCUUUUGUUGUUCUAGGAUUCAAAUGCAUCCUUUGAAAUUUGCCAUGACCUUUAUUGACGGUUGUAUAAAUCACUCCAAGCAGUUUAUUGUAUGUCCUUCCUCUUC